Molecule: messenger RNA, 1232 nt
Organism: Argiope bruennichi
Lineage: Eukaryota; Metazoa; Arthropoda; Arachnida; Araneae; Araneidae
Product: procathepsin L-like
Exons: 9
Coding region: 98-1099 (333 amino acids)
Biological process (GO): immune response
Cellular component (GO): lysosome
Molecular function (GO): cysteine-type endopeptidase activity
Source: RefSeq, a predicted model, not a curated record
GAAAUACAAACACAAUAUUUGUGUCUGUUUCAUACAAAUCGCCUGUCCAACAAUUUUUCAGUAGUCAGCUAACAGCAAUAUAAAUAACAGAUAAAUCAUGAAGGUCGUUAUUUUCCUGGCUUUGGUCGCAAUAGUUGCGUGUAAGUCGACAAAAUCAGCUAAUCCACGUCUGGAUGGUUAUUGGGAAUUAUUCAAGAAAACUUUUGGUAAAUCCUAUGAUGCCCAAGAGGAAAAUUAUCGCCGGCUGAUUUGGGGGAAAAAUGUUGGUGAUAUUUUGCGCCACAAUUUUGAAGCAAAACUCGGGCUGCAUUCUUUCACGAAAGGAUUGAACAAGUAUUCUGACAUGAGUUUAAAAGAACGCAGAGCAAAACUAAAUGGCUUCAUUCAUCCCACCAACGUCACCAGAAGACUUAGCGUUUGGCUGCCACCUAUGAAUUAUGAGCUUCCAGAACAGGUGGAUUGGAGAGAACAAGGUUUAGUAACACCUGUAAAAGAUCAAUUGGUCUGUGGUUCUUGUUGGGCAUUUUCAGCUACUGGAGCUCUUGAAGGUCAACACAAAAGAAAAACUGGCCAACUAAUGUCCUUAAGUGAACAAAACCUUGUAGAUUGCUCUCGUGCUGAAGGAACUGGAGGCUGCCAUGGUGGGUGGAUGGACCAGGCCUUCGAAUAUAUCAAGAUUAACAGAGGAAUUGAUACUGAGGAGUCAUAUCCAUACACUGGUUUGGAUGGAAAAUGCCACUACAAAGAAUCUACGAAAGGUGCCACGUGUAGUGGGUUUGUGGACAUUCCCUCUGGAGACGAAGAAGCUUUGAAGAUAGCAGUUGCAACAAUCGGACCAAUCUCAGUCGCUAUAUGCGCAAGUGAAGACUUCUACGAUUAUAAAGAUGGAAUAUAUGAGACUGACGAAUGCGACAAAACUGUUGAUGCUUUGAACCAUGCCGUCCUAAUUAUUGGUUAUGGCACUGAAAACGGGAAAGAUUAUUGGUUGCUGAAAAACUGUUGGAGUUCAAGUUGGGGAAAGGGUGGAUACAUGAAGAUGGUGAGAAACAAGGACAAUCAUUGUGGAAUUGCGACAAAAGCCAGUUUUCCACUAGUAUGAUAUUCUUCCUGUGCAGAAGUGAAGAGUUAACUGUGAUACACUAUUUUUAUGAUUCUCAUUGCUGUGAUCGAAUUCAUAUUCAAUGUAGCUUUUUUUAUAUAUAAUUUUUAUAAAAAGAUAUUUUGAUUUUUUU